This is a messenger RNA of Morchella importuna, 1785 nucleotides long. RefSeq lists its product as uncharacterized. The record is from RefSeq and is a predicted model, not a curated record. The transcript is spliced from 5 exons. The coding region runs from base 1 to 1785 and encodes 594 amino acids. Gene Ontology annotation, molecular function: beta-glucosidase activity. Lineage: Eukaryota; Fungi; Ascomycota; Pezizomycetes; Pezizales; Morchellaceae. Gene Ontology annotation, biological process: carbohydrate metabolic process.
AUGCUUCGGUACGCAGUUUUAACUUUGCCAGUUCUGGCAUUGGGAGGAAAUGCCACCCCGUUGGAAGCCGGGCACCCUAUUCUUGAAAGAACAGCUGCUACUAAGACUGUUUCUUUCAACGCUUCUGCGGGGACUACCUACCUCCCCAACAAUGACUACUCCAACGAGAGAUUAGGCUUUCUCUGGAACCAGGUUGGCCCAGUUGCAACCCACUCGGUUGUUACUGCUACCGUAGAACCUACACCAGAGCCCUCAUACGUUGGACCAGACUCGUUAUUCCACCCUCUUUUAGCAAGCAGCAAUCCCGAGAUAGCCAAUGCCAAACUUCCUGCGAACUUCGCAUGGGGUCUUAGUUCUUCUGCAUACCAGAUCGAAGGUGCUGCCAAAGAUGAGGGCCGUGGACCUUCCAUCUGGGAUUUGCUCUCACAUCGUGUCCCCGGACAGGUUGUUGACGAUACAAACGGCGAUAUCCUCGGCCAGCAUUAUUAUCUCUAUAAGCAAGAUUUUGCACGGCUACAGAAACUUGGUACCCCGUGGUUCUCGCCCAGUAUCUCAUGGCCCCGUAUUUUCCCUUUUGGCUCUGGGCCAAUCAACGAGGCGGGAUUGAAACAUUAUGAUGAUGUUAUUGCAGAGUUGGUCAAGCUCGGAAUCAAGCCUGCCCUCUCUUUGUUCCAUUGGGAUACCCCGUUGGCGUUGUUCAACGAGUAUGGUGGUUGGACCAACCCAAAGAUUAUCGACGAUUAUGUGAACUACGCAAAGUUCAUCAUUUCUCGUUACGAUGAGCAUGUUCCGGUCUGGUUCACUAUAAAUGAACCCCAAUAUUGUAACUGGCAAUACUCAUACUACCCUGCUGGAGAGUACUAUCCCUCGUACGGUAUUGGCCCUGGAGCAAAGGCUCGUUGGCUAUGCGGCCACCACACGUUACUUGCCCACGCAAAGGUCGCUAAAUGGUACAAGGAAGAAUUUAAGGGCAAGGGCCGCAUCACCUUCAAGAACUCCGGAAACUACUUUGAAGCAAACUCAACCAGCACUGAAGAUGCUGCUGCCGUCUCUCGUGCCUAUGACUUUGUUCUCGGUUGGUUUGGUGGUCCAUGGACAGACGGAGACUACCCCCAGUCCCUCAAAGACACUCUAGGGGACCUUCUUCCCACGUUCACUGAAAAAGAGAAGAAGCUCAUCAAGGGCUCUUGCGACUUCUACGCUAUUGACGCCUACACUGGAUACUACGUCGGUGCUAUUAAUGAUGUUCAGGCAUGUGCUACCAAUAGCUCUGCAGGCGGUUGGCCUGAGUGUGUAUCGCAGUCAUCCGUCACCCCAGACGGGUUCGGCGUAGGUCCCUCUGGAGAUCUUGGUGUAACAUGGCUUAAAAGCACGCCCGGAGGUAUCAGGAGUUUCUUGAAGACUAUUACAAAAGACCUGUUCCCAGCGGUUCCAGAUAUCAUGGUCACUGAGUUUGGCUUUGCAGAGCCGUUUGAGAGCGAGUAUACCAACAUUCAGGAUGCCACAUGGGACCUAAGACGGGCGGAUUAUAUCCAGGGAUAUCUUGAUAACAUUCUCCUUGCCGCUACUGAGGAUAAGGUUAACGUUACCGGUGCCUUUAUCUGGUCGAUCUUCGAUAAUUUUGAGUGGGGCUCUGGAGCUGCGGUCCGCUUCGGUGUUCAGUACCUCAACUAUACUUCUCUUGAGCGAACUCCCAAGGCGUCUUUGUUCCAAACUCUUAACUGGUUCAAGACCCAUGGUGGCGAGUUUGUUGGCAGUGAUGUUAAUGCGACUCUGGGUAGGUAA